Messenger RNA from Moesziomyces aphidis, 306 nucleotides. Lineage: Eukaryota; Fungi; Basidiomycota; Ustilaginomycetes; Ustilaginales; Ustilaginaceae. The record is from the annotation of a GenBank genome assembly.
AUGCUGCGCAGACCGCCUACGAGUGUGUCGGUGCAGGAGUCGGAUGUGGAGACGCUCAAGGCGUACCGGCGCGCCAAGAUGAUGCAGCACAAUCCGAACCUGUCCACCUCGUCCUUUUCGUCGCUCAGGCCCGACGGCUCAGCCUCGAUCAACGACCACCAGCCACACCACCACCAUCCGUCGACGCUGCAGGGAGGCCAGGACGAGUCGGACGACAUGGACGAUCCGGGCACACAGCCCGGUCUGUCGCAGCAGGAGAAUCACAAUCCCAACCAGCCCAGCAACGCCACGGCCACCAAUACCUGA